Molecule: messenger RNA, 4315 nt
Organism: Ixodes scapularis (black-legged tick)
Lineage: Eukaryota; Metazoa; Arthropoda; Arachnida; Ixodida; Ixodidae
Product: protein gooseberry-like
Exons: 7
Coding region: 549-1925 (458 amino acids)
Biological process (GO): anatomical structure development; regulation of transcription by RNA polymerase II
Molecular function (GO): DNA-binding transcription factor activity, RNA polymerase II-specific; RNA polymerase II cis-regulatory region sequence-specific DNA binding
Source: RefSeq, a predicted model, not a curated record
CCGAGCGCGCGUGGCACGCGCUCACUCGAGUUGGCCGUCCUCUCGCCGACUCACGCCGCUUCGCCAGGACCCAUCUCGUGCACCUGGGCGACUCGCUAUCGGCUACUCGAGUGUGACUGCGGUGACUGCGGUGACUACUCGCCGUCACCGUUCUUGUCAGAUUCUGACGAACCAGCUGCGAGGCGAUCGCUCGCGAGCCGCGACUACUUCCCGGCCAACAGAGUUCUUGACCGUUUGUGGAAGAGUUUGUCGGACGAGAUUCGACGAAGCGGUCACCUGGACGGACUCCCCGACCGAGAGGAUCAUCAACGUGGAGUGUCGGCGGCGGUUUUGACGCUUCGACGGGUGGUGCCGUGUACUCGUAGGCGCCGGUGCGUGGUGUGUGGGUGCUCGCAGCGUGCGCGGGGUGCAGCCUGGCGCCCGUGGCCGGGGGCUACCGAGGCGGCUCGGCGCUGGAGGGCAACUCGUUCGCGGGCCUGGGCUCGGACUGGUCGGCGGGAAACCCUGCGGCCGCCGCCGCGGCGGCGGCCGCGGCGGGACGCUGCUGGAUGCAGGGCACCCAUUCGGCGACUCCCAGCAUGGCCUCGGCGCUCUCGUCCAUCAGGCCGCUCUUCACGGGCUAUCCAUUCCAAGGCCAGGGCCGAGUGAACCAGCUCGGCGGCGUGUUCAUCAACGGCCGCCCGCUGCCCAACCACAUUAGGCUCAAGAUCGUCGAGAUGGCCGCGGCCGGAAUCCGGCCCUGCGUCAUCUCCAGGCAACUGCGGGUGUCGCACGGCUGCGUCUCCAAAAUACUCAACCGAUACCAGGAGACUGGCAGCAUCCGGCCCGGCGUCAUCGGGGGCAGCAAGCCCCGGGUGGCGACCCCUGAGGUGGAGAAGCGCAUCGAGGAGUACAAGCGCGAGAACCCGGGUAUCUUCAGCUGGGAGAUCCGAGACCGCCUCAUCAAGGAGGGCAUCUGCGAGAGGGCCAGCGCCCCUUCCGUGUCCUCCAUCAGCAGGCUCCUGAGGGGACCGCGCGACGACGACGACGACCCCAAGGCGCUGCACAAGCACUCCAUCGACGGCAUCCUAGCGGGGCCCAAGCACCCGGACCUGCCCGGCUCCCGCGUUCCGUCUUCGCUGGGCGGCGGCGGUGACUGCAGCCUGGACUCGUUCUCGGACGGCGACUGCGGCGACGACGGCGGGGCCUCGUCGGCCGAACCGGGGCUGACGCUGAAGCGCAAGCAGCGGCGCUCGCGCACCACCUUCACGGCGGCCCAGCUGGACGAGCUGGAGAAGGCUUUCGAGCGGACCCAGUACCCGGACAUCUACACGCGCGAGGAGCUCGCCCAACGGACCAGGCUCACCGAGGCAAGGGUCCAGGUGUGGUUCAGCAACCGUCGCGCCCGCUGGCGGAAGCAGAUGGGCAGUCAGCAGCUGAACGGCUUCUCGGCGCUCAGCCUGCCCGUGUACCCAGCCUCGAGCAACCCGUACCUCCUGCAGCCGGGGGAGCCCGGACAGGGCGCCUCGUACGCGCCGCCCCCGCACCAAGCGCAGGAAGGCAGCGUGCAACAGAUGGGGCCCGGAGGGAGCGUGGCAGAGUCUCGGUCCGCCUACGCCGACCCUUCGUACGGAGCACCGCCACAGCCCCUCAAGUCUCAGAUGCUGAACAUGCUGGGCAGCCCAGACUACGGCGCCGGCCCAGGAGGCGGCGGCGUGGUCCAGGCGGCCAUGCAGCCGGCGCCCGUCGACGACUGGCGGGUGUGCGCCCCGUCCACCCAGGGCUGGGCCACGGGUCCGCCGGGACCCAACGCCAUGCACUCGGGCCCCGCCGUCGCCGGCGACGCCUUCGCCACCGACGCCUUCGUGUCGCCUCCCUUCUCCGCGUCGGGCCUGGACCUCAAGACGUCCUUCUACUACCCGGGCCUGCGAGGGCUGUCGCUCUGACAGCGGGGCCCGGGCUCCGGGCCGUGGGACUCCUGCGCUCUGGGAGGACUCUCACCCGGUGCUAUGGUAACCGGCGGCGGUGGCGAUCACGACCGCGAACCUCCGAGAGAUGUGAGCUCGCCGCUUUACGAGCACGCCGGCGACAAUCAGUGCGCUGGAGCACCGCACGGGUCGGCCCAUGUCACGGGCUUUCACUUCGUCUGAGGCAUUAGAGUAUUGGCAGUACACACUCCUGGGCGGACCGUUAGUGCUGUCUCGGUAGGGCAACAUCUCCGACAUAACGAGUCUGUAGUGCUGUAGUGUCUACGCCACCUAGAGGAGGUCAACGCGGUGCUGUGAUUGGACACUGAUUGGACACUGUUGAUAACAUCGAUGUCAAGAGAUGAAUCAAAUGCAAAACUAAAUGUUCAGCCUAUCGUCGCCGUUCAGCCUAUCCUGGUUCAAGUACGACCUCCCACACGAAAUCAUGCAGCACAAAAACCUUUAAUCGUUAACAGGCCUAGACAUUGACGUAUAGCCCGUGCAUUCGCCCCAUAUAAAACGCCAACAUAUUAUCUCUUGUCCAAAAUUUCAGCGUACGUUUCAACACCAAUGCAGCGAGGCAGUAGAUGCUUGAUAUCUCUGCGAAGUCUUAUAUUCCCUAUAAGGUGUUUAUACCUCACUUCUUCCCUAGGUUAGCGGCGCAGGGCAAUCGCUACGCGCCCUGACGGGACAAAUCAGCUUCCGACCUAACAUCGCGGGACCACAUCCGCCGUGCUUAUGCACGGCGGAUGUGGUCGGAUGUUGCUGCCACGGGGUGCAAGGCCGACAGCUGAUCGGUCCCGUUUUACGCUGCUGUCGACUUAGGGUUGAACCGAGUGCGUAGUAGGCGGGUCGGCUGAAUGCGUACGUUCGUUGCCUCAGGACGUGGCAAUGCCCAAAGCCGUGCGGUGCUUCAGCGGGCCGCGAUGCACCGCUCUAGGGCCCUCCGGGUUGAGACUCCAUGCGGUCCGAACCGCGACCGAAAACAGGUGUGUUCAAGGCCACCAAAAAACCAAAGAUGCCCAGUAGACACGCACCUGUCGUGCGUGGCAGACGGGCACACACACACACGCAAUCACAACUCGCGGGAACGGGACUCUCCGCACGAACCGUUCCUGAUCACCUGCUUUCUAUGUAGUCACUGACAGGAAUGAGAAUGGCACGGCGCCUCUUUCAGGGGACCAGGCCUCCAUCGCGCGCUCGCUGCUUUCCGCCGUGCUUUGGCUGUGCACGUGCACGUUCGAGGUCCCCGCGACGCUCAAGCGCUGUCGAAAGCAGAAAGCUCGCGCUGGAGACGGAAUAGCUGAAAAACCUCCCUGCCGUUCUCGCGCCUUCAGUGCCUGUGGCGAGAGAGCAAGGGCUACCUGAGGCCCCGGGCGCGCGGACCCAUCGUUCAUUUGCGAGAGAUAUGUUGUUACUCUACGUGGGGGUUGACCAUCGAUUAUUGCGUCUGCUCCGCGUAGCGAAUCUGUCUGCUUUGCGUCGUAAUCGUAAAACUUGUGUUGUUGUUUUGUUUGUUUUUUGUGAAAAGUGACUACGUUGUGCGAUGCCACGGAGUUGCGGUAUCGAGCGACACGGUGCAAAGGCACCCUGGCGUCGUGUGAGGAAACGUAGAAUCAUAAGGGAGUUUUAGUAGACCGUACAGACUGCAUAUUGCGGGCCUAGCGAGCGAACGCUCAACCCAUGCUUCAAAGUGACUGCACGUACGGGCUCCCGCUUGCAACGCAAAGCUCUAGCGUACGGUCUACUAAAACUCCUCAGUGUCUGACGUUCACGUGUUUGGUGCCCGAAGGAACGAGAGGAUUGCGCGAAAUAUUGUUCGGCCUUUUACGAAACAAAUAAAAAAAAAUGAGCGGCCGAACUGAAAACGUUUUAAGCUCUUUACGACGAAAAUGUGCUCCAUCGGUUCCAAGAGCCGUAGUGAAACUUUGUUUUUAAUUAUGAAUAAAGUGUAGAUAAUAUUAAAGGAACGUACAAUGAGAAAUGAAGGUUCUAAAAUCAGUAACCCGCAAGUGAGCCGCUAAACUGGUGCAUAGCCUAUGCCGUGCCUAUAUUGUGAGAAAUUUUGGUGGUCGUUCUAUACUAGAACAAAUUCACUUUUCCCUGCAUUUCUGUGCAACUGAUGCACGCUUUCGUAUCGGGAAAAACGAUUAACCGUAGCUCGGGCCCGGCGAUAAUGAUGUCGCAUGUGGCGCGAAAGGCCCACGUGACAAGAAACGUCCGAGAGAGUUGCUGCGGUGCACCGCCAAACAAAUCUGACUCAACUCCGUGGCAUGCAGCACCGAUCCGCGCGCAUUCGCAGUAACGUGUGUACAAAACAGAGCCUGCGUGUACAUACAACGAAAAAAUAAAAACAAUGGUUCCUGGGA